AUGGGAUUUUUGGUUAGUUGCCUUGAGGGAAGUAAAGACUUGUUAACGCAUUAUAAUGACGAAAUGCCAAGCAUAAUUGAAGCUUUAAAAUCCUCGAUAGGCAAGGGACUUGGCGUUUCGGGAUUUGCCUAUGCCAUUGGGAAGGUUAAGAGCGGGCUGCAGGAGUAUGAGAGAGGAUUAGAUGCAGAAGUUGAAAUCGUUAAAAACGCAUUUAAGCAACUUACGGAGAGCAUUAAAACCGCCAAAUCAGAAUUUAAUAACCCAAUCUCGAAGCCUCUUACUCAACAAUUGUCAGACGCUUCCACGAGGGGGAAAUUCAUUACUGCUAGAGCGAAUAAUGUCGACGAAGCCGUUAAAAAGCUCGAUGAACAUCUAAAAGGUAUGUUAACAUGUAACGUUAAAUUGCUCUUGCAGGCAGUGGAGGGUUUUCAUAGGGUGACGGAAGACGUUGAGGUGAAGCACUUUGCUCGGGCCAUGGACACCGCCCUUGUGAGUCAGAAACAAAAACUCAAUGGAACUGUUAACAUUGGCAUCACGAAUUUACAUAAGACAUUAGAUGUUGAAAUAGGAAAAGUUGGAGAUAAGAUUAAAAUUAUGGGUCAACAAAAAGAUGCGCAGUUAAAGCUGGUGACGGAAGCGAUUGAGUCAGCUGUGUAUAACGUCGAAGAUUUGCUGGAUGCGUUUACGGAAUGUAGAAAUGAUAUGAAAGAAUUGUUUGUCAGACUACGCAAUGAGACGACGGAGAUUAAUCCUACACGUGGAGAUAAAUCUAAUCUCAGACUUCAGUUUGACCAGAUGGCAGGGGCAGUUACAGAGAUGGGAACGGCAUACAGUAGGAAACUGCUGUCUGUUAAAACACAAGUAGACGUGGCGGUUAGUCGUGCAUUAGAGUAUAUCACCCAGGUUGAGACAGCCAUUAAAAGUGAUUUGACAAGACUCAAAACCGAGACCGUUAAGAAUGCCAUCAUAGAAUUUGCAGAAAAGUUGAAUAGAUCCGAUUUCGGAAAAGCCGCUAACGGGCACAGUGGCUUUGCUAUUGAUAUAAGCAGUCUUUCGGAACUUGUGGGCACCGAUUUAAGUCGGUGGCUCACCGCGGCUGUAGCGGAAGGUCUCGAGAAUGUCAAAACCCGGUAUGGAGAAAAAUUGAGAAAGCAGCGUAAUGACGAUUCUGCAGUUAAAACAUUAUUAAACGCCAUUGAUGGUCUCAAAGAUAGACUUCGAGUUAAUGGUGUCUCAACACAAGUCAUUUCCGGGUUCACCGCUAUAGGAAACAGCAUUGUUCAAAAUGUAAACGACGCAAUGGGAGAUAUUGAAACAAUGUUUGACAAAAUAAUGGCUGAUUACCAUGAACAGACGAAACAAGGUUCGAUGCAAAAGGAGAACGGCGUCUUUAGGAAUAUGAUCGAUGGAAUAAAGGUCCACGUAAGCUACACCAGUAGGGGCCCCGACGGCGAAGUAAUUGACACUACCAAAAUGGGAGAUUACGACACGGAUAAAAGGCUUUAUGAUGCUGCACAAGCAGCAAUGGGGUACAUCAUACCUAUGCUGGAGAGAAUUCCCAAGGGCGUUGAUGAUGCCCAGCUAGAGGCAGACGGAAAAAUCCAACCGUUAGAACAGCAGUUGCAAACAUUGCUAGGCAUUCUGAAAUCUAUCAUUUCGGUCGUAAGCGUUGCCAACGAACAAUUAAAGUCAGCCAUAGAUGCCAUUUAUGACGCUCUGUCUAAUGCCCGCAAAACAUUUAAACACGCCCUUAAUAAUCUGAGGACUACAUCGAUUGCAAACAUAGAUUCCGCCUUCUCCGCCCUCACCCACCAAGUCCAAUCCCUCUUCGCGAAGCAGAAGCAGGCCGAGCUCGCCGCGCUGGAGAGCGUUGUCACGCAGCAGUUGCAGGAGAUUGAGAGGGUUAUUCAGGCAGAUAGGGGGAGCGGGUUGAAGGGUUUCUUGAGCAGAUUGAACAGCGGUAUUAACGACCUGUUGGAUAAUCCUGUACCGACGCCUCUCAAACAUAGCGAUUUACCUAUUCUGUCUAACAAAGUCAAAACGAAUAUUCAAGACCUUCUAGACUAUGUCUUUGAAGAGGUCCAAAAAUCCUCCGCCUCUAAAAUGCUCGAUUCAUAUCCCGACGUUGUACAGGACAUUAGUGAUAAGAUUAGUACCUUGCUGACCGAUCUCACGCAUUUCAAUAAAACAUUCACCGACGACUUGUACGCACUUAAACAGUCACACGGCGGCCUUACUCCCGAACAGUUUGACGGCAACAACAACAAAUUGCUUGAUCUUAUUAGACGCGGUGUGCAAAGCUUCAUCGAGCAGUUGGACUAUGCGUAUGUCAACAGUUACAGCGGCCAGCGUUGGGAGAUGUAUAAGGACGAUGACACGAAAUGUGCCAAAGUGUUUUGUACAGUUUCCCCGAUGUUAUUCGAUCACCUAACUGACUUGAGGAGAAGGUGUAAGCCAGGGGGUAGAUGGACCAAAUAUAAUAUUAAUCUACAUGAGGUCCUUAAGCCGCACUCAACAACAGAUAAAAUAACUAAUCCACUCGGAUCCUAUUUCAGGGAUUGCGGUUAUCACGUGUCCGCUGAAGCUGAUUCACAUGAAGGGGAUUUGAGAAAUAAGGAGGCGUGCAAGGGUAACAACAUUUACGAGUUUCUCACCAGGGAAACCACUAAUGACCAGAAGCUUGUCAGAGAACACGACGAGAAAGAUGAUGAAUCCAGCAAGCAUAAGCAUAGCAUUCUCAAGAAGCUUUGCGACUACGUUAACGUGUACUAUCGUGUCAGCCACUACGCCACUCUCACGUCAACCAAGCAUCCAUCGUCUGCCUACCAAAUGCUGUACUGGCUGACUGGGCUCCCGCAUAGUCCAGUGUACAACGCGCUGUCACAUGAAGGCUUCAGUGGUCUCUUCGAGAAAAAGGACGAAGAAGAGACGGCCACUGGAGAUGGAAGCAUCGUUCUCAAAUUCGAAGACGAUGACAAGUUGCCGGCGUAUCCGAAUGACAUCACUGCGAACAAUAUGAGAGGCGUACUAGCAGAAGUCUGCCACCACGCCGAGGAAACGCUCAUCUCCUUCCUGGGCCACGGACACUCGGGUGGCAUCUACGCCUGCGAAUUUAAUACGAAUUCCAUCAAGUUAACGUACCCAAGUGAUCCUAGUAAAUGUGUUGACUUACUCAUAGAAAUAUCGAACAGGCUGUAUCAUCAACUAUGCUUCUUACAUAAUCAGUGUACGUACGAGAGCGACCUCAGUGGCUGGGCAGACUGCUGGUAUGGAAGAGACAUCGGAGGCUCAGAGUGGAGGUGCAAUAGCCUUCAAUGUCCAAAGCAAACUGCUGACCAAAAGCACAACCAAACAUGUGACCAAAAGUGCAACCAAAGUGCUGGGUGCGGCCUUAAAUCACCACUUCAAUCCUUCUUGGAAGACGGCCUCCCUGGCUUUUUGCCUCAUCCAUAUAACAAGGCUGAUUGCAAAAUGGGUUGCUCACUCUCAAACCACAGCGGAAUACCGUGCAAAACUCCGAUGGGUUUCGUGGACAUUUCCACAAUGGCGUCGCACACCCAGAGAGGUGCACGUAUCUACAGCGUACUUGAUGAUUUCUGUGGCAGUGACGAUUCGCCACUAACCACGCUCUGCGCUUACUUUGCGUGCUUAUUGGCCACCCCGCCUAAGACGCUUGGUGACAUGUUCGCAUUUUAUUACAACUUCUUGAAUGAUUGGUGUGGCACGAAUCCUGAACGCACAAGGCUUCGGGAAUUGCCGUAUGCCGACGCUGUAAAAGAUGCUAAUUUCAAAAAUGACGACAACAGAUUGGACAUUACGUCAAUGUUCAAGAGCGCUUCCCAUGAAUAUGUCCCUGCCUCUACCCAUAUGAAGGGUGACCUUUUCACUCUUGUUGGUUGCAACCCGAAACAUGUUCCAACAUUACCUUGUGGACCUUACUUGCAGCCGUUGUCAUUAUCUAUCCCCUCCAUGUUCUCUGAGACGAACGCCGAUAAAUAUUUGUCCUGGAUCGUUUAUUUGACCGAAACGUUCUAUGACUUGCUGUCUAAGUUACUGGCUGAUUGUAAGAGCAAAUGCGGUUUGCCGCAAUCCAGAUGCAACCAGUAUAGAUGCAUUAAGAAUUGUCCUGCCGCAACGUCAUCUACAAAGACGCCAUCCCCGACUCACAGUGCAGGAUGUAAAUCAAUUGUACAGUGUAAGUCGGCCCUUCCUAAUUUGUACAAAUACGGGUUUCAUUUCGGCAGUGCAACGGUCCUGAACGGUACGUAUAAAGAUGAAGAAAAAAGGACGUGCAAUGAUUUUUGCCAAACAUUAGAAAGAAUUCUCAACAAUAAAAAAACAGACGGGCAUGCCCUAGCCGAUUUGGUAUUCGACAAAAUACCAGAAUUCCUAUGGAAAGUCCGCCAGAGAUUCUUCUGGACCACCGUCGCCCUCUGGCUCCUCUCUUUCCUCUACCUCCUCCACAUCAUGGUCAUCCGCCUCGACCUCCUCCACAUCAAAUCGCAUCUACGUAGUCCCUCGAGUCAUAGGAUUGCUGCUCAAUCACUACUUGCUGCUGCAAGAGUUGGAAGACUCAGCAAGAUAUCGUACCUUCAACCAUAA
This is a messenger RNA of Babesia bigemina, 4602 nucleotides long. RefSeq lists its product as hypothetical. The record is from RefSeq and is a predicted model, not a curated record. The transcript has a single exon. Lineage: Eukaryota; Apicomplexa; Aconoidasida; Piroplasmida; Babesiidae. Bases 1 to 4602 code for a protein of 1533 amino acids.